Messenger RNA from Exophiala viscosa, 981 nucleotides. Its product is annotated as Nitroreductase-like protein. Bases 121 to 735 code for a protein of 204 amino acids. Gene Ontology annotation, molecular function: oxidoreductase activity. NCBI's taxonomy places the organism in Eukaryota, Fungi, Ascomycota, Eurotiomycetes, Chaetothyriales, Herpotrichiellaceae. The record is from RefSeq and is a predicted model, not a curated record. Gene Ontology annotation, biological process: cellular response to oxidative stress. The transcript has 4 exons.
ACGUACGCAAUGGUCGGCCUGCUUCUCCUCUACGCUAACAUUUUCUCGGUGACUUACAGAUUGUCCUGACCAGCGCUUCACUAGACGCACACAACCCACCGACCAGUUUCAGACGCAACCAUGGCUCCAGUAGACACCUUCUUCGAGCUGGUCCAGAACCGUCGCUCCAUCUACACCUUGUCCAAAGAGUCGACCAUUCCCGACUCACGCGUGGAAGAAAUCGUCAAGGAGGCCAUCAAAUGGUCGCCAUCGACGUACAACGUCCAAUCCGCCCGUGCUGUCGUCUUGCUCAAAGGUGAGCACGACAAACUCUGGGCCAUUGUCAAAAAACACAUGGACCAGGUUCCCUUGGACGAGGGCAUGAAGACCUACAUGGCCGGCCGCAUCAAGGGAUUCAACGAGAGUUACGGCACUGUCAUGUGGUUUGAAGACCAGGACGCACUGCACGGUCUGGGCGAGAAGCAUCCUAUGACCAAGCCCCUAUUGACCGAAUGGUCGGACCACUCUUCUGGGAUCCAUCAAUUCAUCGCCUGGACUGCUCUUGAAGCAGUAGGGCUCGGUGCCAACCUUCAACAUUUCAACUUCCAUCCUGGUAUUACAGCUGAUGUCCUUUCGACUUAUGGGCUGCCCGAGUCGUGGAAGCUCAAGGCUCAACUUGUUUUUGGCAAGCCUACUGGAGGACCGGCUGAGAAGACGUUUGAGCCUCUUGAAAAGAGAGUUCUUGUCAAGGGAUAGAUACCCAGAUCGAGAAUGUAUGGUAUAGAAUCAGCAAGGAGGCGAUACUGUGGACGUCUUGCAAUGAAAUAGAUAUUGGAAUCAGACCACUGAUCAGUCUACCUGUCUACGAGUACUGAUAGCAAUGCUUACUCUCUACUCUCUUUACCCCUGGAGAAACGUGGUCAAUCAAGGCCAUGUCCCCAUCGGGCUUAGUGCCGUCUAAUAUUGGCGGCCCUUCUUUUUUCAACGAAUUGUCCUUUUCCC